This is a messenger RNA of Pteronotus mesoamericanus, 462 nucleotides long. It is a transcript of the gene RIPPLY1, whose product is annotated as ripply transcriptional repressor 1. Lineage: Eukaryota; Metazoa; Chordata; Mammalia; Chiroptera; Mormoopidae. Gene Ontology annotation, cellular component: nucleus. The record is from RefSeq and is a predicted model, not a curated record. Gene Ontology annotation, biological process: negative regulation of transcription by RNA polymerase II; embryonic pattern specification.
AUGAAUCCUUCUGCUCCCACUGCUGCAGUUGCCCCUGUCCCAGACCUGGCCCUAAGUGUGGCUCCAGCCCUACCACAGGACUCCCUGGCACUCCCUGGCCUGUUAAGCCCAUUGCCUCUUUCUUUCCUUGGACAAGAAGAAGAUGGGAGUGAAAAAAGGGUUUGUCCUUGGAGGCCCUGGCUGUGCUCUUCAAGUAACCCCCCAAGGCAGGUGAGGAAACUUGUGGAUUUGGCCACUGGUGGGGCAACAAAUGCCGAGGUCACCAAAGCUCACUCCAAGUUUCAUCAUCCUGUGAGGCUCUUCUGGCCCAAAUCCUGCUUCUUUGACUACCUAUACAGUUAUGGGGAAAUAUUACUGCAGAACUUUUCUGUCCAGGCAACCAUCAAUCUGUAUGAAGACUCAGGCAGUGAAGAGGAGGAGGAGGAGAAGGAAAAAUAUGAGGAGGAGUAGGAAGAAAAGUAG